Messenger RNA from Austrofundulus limnaeus, 1482 nucleotides. Its product is annotated as pleckstrin homology domain-containing family A member 7. Gene Ontology annotation, molecular function: protein binding. The record is from RefSeq and is a predicted model, not a curated record. NCBI's taxonomy places the organism in Eukaryota, Metazoa, Chordata, Actinopteri, Cyprinodontiformes, Rivulidae.
CACACACACACCCUCACUCUCCUUCUCUCAGCGGUGUGCAUCCUGCCAGAUGAGCGUGAGGCGGGAAAAGGAAUGCAGCUCCGCUCCAUUAACCUCUUCCUCGUUCUCUCGCUCCUUUCGCUCUUGAUAGAUUCAGUGUCUCGCCGUUACAUCCUGCUUUUCUCUUCCUCCCCUUUCCCUUUCUGUGAUCAUUCAGUCAUUUACUGCUCCACGGCUGUUUUGUGAGGCUGGUGAGGAUCCUGUGAUUUUGGGGAAUAAGUACUUGUGAUGGCGCCAGCUGCAUCGGAGGAGAACUAGGGAUAGCAGAGGAACUCCGUGGCUGUGGAUUUUAACCUGCUCAUCUCUGCGAGAGACGGAUUUAUGGCAUCUGUGAAGUGUGCAGAAAAUGUGUGGCACGUGUGGCAGGUGUGAACUCUCCUGAUUGCCACUGAUAAACUGUCAAAUGUAGAUCUCUGCCUGCGAGGUUGCCAACUUGAUUGAUGCUUUUGAGGUCAUUGAGAUGUAAGGGAAGGUUUUCUCAUGGUUUAAAAGGUGAGACAUAAAGCCCAUUCGAAACUGACAACAAAGACAUCUGCUGUCCGUGACUGCAACGGAGACGGGAGGAGGAAAUGACUGGCUUGAAGCAGGACAGAAGGCGUGACCUGUGAUAUCAGACUUCACCUGGAGCGGUCGUCUCAGACUCUGUUGAGUAGUUGCAGCUGUUAAGGUGAGGCAGACAGCAAGACGACAUCCUAUCCAGGUGUUUUACCAGCGCCGGGACUUGACUCACCUGACAUCAUCUCAUACUUGCCCGGGCUCAGUAUAUGAAGUCGUUCUCUCACCUCAUCUACUCGGAAAUACCAGCCUUCAAACCCACCAAGCAACACCUCACCUCCUCUCCCCAUGGAGCCUCUCGAAAUCCGAGCGAAGCGGCACUGAUUUAUGUGUCUCCCAGCAGCCUGAGUCGGAUUCCUCAGCACUAGAAAUAGAAAGCAGCAAGAAACAUCCUCGGUACUUUUGAACUAUUUUUUGCGUGGAACAAGAGAAGCACCAUGUGGAAUCAGUCUGGCUACUGCAACCACAUACCUCAGGCUGGAUACCCCUUCUAUCAUGCUCCCUGCAGUCAUAAUCAGAGGAGCACGUCGUUUAUCCAUCCUGUAACUGGACAGAUUUCCCCAGAGAACAUGGACUACAUCCUGCAAGAACAGCCGCAGGGUGCUCGCAUAAUGUCCAAACCCACAGCCGAGCAGCUCUCCAGCACCACUGUGAGUGAAGCAUCCACUGCCAUCACUUCCUCCACCGUGGACACCACUUCUGCCCCAAAGGCCUCUCGAUCCAUUGGUAAGGUUCACAGUUUUGGGAAGAGAGAGCAAGCCAUCAAGAGGAAUCCCAAUGUGCCAGUGGUGGUCCGAGGAUGGCUGUACAAACAGGACAGCUCUGGGAUGCGCCUUUGGAAGAGGAAGUGGUUUGUCUUGGCCGAUUUCUGUCUUUUCUACUACAAAG